This is a messenger RNA of Cajanus cajan (pigeon pea), 443 nucleotides long. RefSeq names its product Cupredoxin superfamily protein. The record is from RefSeq and is a predicted model, not a curated record. Gene Ontology annotation, cellular component: plasma membrane. Lineage: Eukaryota; Viridiplantae; Streptophyta; Magnoliopsida; Fabales; Fabaceae. Gene Ontology annotation, molecular function: electron transfer activity.
AAAGGAGAAGAAAAAUAAUGGGUCUUCAAGGUUUUCGAUGUUCCAGUAUAAUUAUGUUCUACCUUUGCCUCACAACCUCCUUCAUCUUUCUCUAUGCAAAGGGAGAAGUCUAUUUUGUUGGUGAUGACAGAUAUGGUUGGGAUGACUUCUUCGAUUUCAGCAACUGGACUCAUGGAAAAGAGUUUCAUGUUGGUGAUGUUCUUGUGUUCAAGUACGAAAGCAGCCUACAUAAUGUGUUACAAGUUGAUUCCACAGCUUAUGAGAAUUGCAUAAAGGACUCAUAUGCACAAAGAUUCACUAGUGGCAAUGACUCGGUGGUUUUAGAGGAAGGCAGAGCAUGGUUCAUAUGUGGAGUAGGUGAUCACUGUGAAAAUGGACAGAGGCUACAAAUUGCUGCAACUCCAUAGCUAAUUAAUAAACUUUUAUAUUGGAGUUCUACUAGC